CGAUCAACAGAGAAGGAACUCUUUUCAUCUAUUAACAAACUCGAUCAAAAUGUAAUGCUCUAUAUUUUGGAGUUUCUCUCUCGGGUAGAAUUAAAUGGUUUGGCCAGUUUAUUCUAUCGUCCACAAUCUGAGGAAAUUCAAAACGAAUUUUAUAAUCAAACUUUGAUCAAUACAAUUAAUUUCGGAAAAUGUUUGAUGAUUUAUUCGUGGAGUGAUUGGUUUUGGAAAGAUUUAAUCAAUAACAAGAUGGAAUUAAUUAACAAUGUUUUGUGUACGAAAAUUGGAUGGAAAGAAACAGAAGGAAAUUACCGAUUUCGAUUCAUCAAGGAAAUUUGGAAGAGAAUUGAUGAAAAUAAUUGGAAAGUUUUCCAAGAAAAGAGACAAAAGAGAAUAUCAUAUAUUAGAUCAAUUAGUGAUAAUAUUUCAAAAAUAGCCCUAGAGAAUGGUACUUUUAAAAAUACUAAAUGUGAAAGUAUUAUAAGAAAGAGAAUUGCUCAACAAAUAUUUAUUGAAGAGUCAUCCAUUCAAACACCUCUCCAAGAACCACUGAGAUUAGAACCAAAAAGUCAACCAAUAACCGGUUAUCAUUAUCUCAAAUGGGUUUCUAUGGGUGCUACAUUUGUUGGAAAAACUUGUCUCUUGAAUAGGGUUGGGUAUCAUUCCUUUCCUCAAGAUUACACACCAACUGUAUUUGACAGUUUUGUAAAAACGGAGCAUGUACAGUGCAUAGUAGAUGGUAUUGAAACUCAAGCAGAUUUUUCUGUUGCAUAUUGGGACACAGCAGGUGGAGAAGAUUAUGAUAGAUUGCGACCACUUUCUUAUCCUCAGACAAAUCUUUUUACAAUGAACUAUGCCAUCAAUGAUUUUUCAAGUUUGAAAUAUUUAGUUGAGCAUUUGAUGUGGGAAUGCACUCUUGGUGCUCCUACCGCUACAUUUGUUGUUGUUUCCACAAAGAACGAUCUCAAAGAUUCACUCUACUGGAAUAGUUUGUUUUAUUCUACUACUGUUGAUGAACCAAUUUCAAAAGAGGAAGGAAUUGAAUUUACAAAAGCAAUAGGAGCUGUCUCGUUUAUUGAAACAAGUGCAAAAACAGGCGAAGGAACAAUUGAUUUCGAUAAGAGACUUGGAUUAUUGACACAUACUCAUUUGCACAUUUUGGAAAACCCACAAAAAAUUGAAACAAACAAGAACCACAAGGAGAAGAAAUGUACUGUUCAGUAGUCUUUACAGCACUGAAAAUUGUUUAUGUGAAAUAUAUAAUAUAUUAUGUGAAAUUGUGGCCCAACCAAGAAGACAAGACUUGAGUGUUGUAAUUUUAUGACAACUUUUUGAGAGCGAAUUUUAAAUGAUGGAUUUUCAAAAACAUUUCAGAAUUUACAUUUUGAAAUUCCCUUUUUAGAUUUUAAAAAAAAUGCAACAAGAUCAACUAGAGUUUU
Messenger RNA from Naegleria gruberi, 1436 nucleotides. Its product is annotated as ras family small GTPase. Gene Ontology annotation, molecular function: GTP binding; GTPase activity. The transcript has a single exon. Gene Ontology annotation, biological process: small GTPase-mediated signal transduction. NCBI's taxonomy places the organism in Eukaryota, Heterolobosea, Eutetramitea, Acrasida, Naegleriidae. The record is from RefSeq and is a predicted model, not a curated record. The coding region runs from base 607 to 1221 and encodes 204 amino acids.